This is a messenger RNA of Amborella trichopoda, 1603 nucleotides long. RefSeq names its product Pyridoxamine 5'-phosphate oxidase family protein. NCBI's taxonomy places the organism in Eukaryota, Viridiplantae, Streptophyta, Magnoliopsida, Amborellales, Amborellaceae. The record is from RefSeq and is a predicted model, not a curated record.
UUUUGGGCAUUGAGAUAAGCUCUUCUAAUGAGCCAUAAUUUAAUUUUUUAGGGCUCAUAAACGUUUUCCUGAUUUGGAAAUUAGGAAAGGUUAGUAUCCCCGUGAAUCAUCUCCCUCGUCCUCCCCCCUCUCACUCUUCUGUGUAUCACCCCGAAUGCAGAACCUUUCUCUCUGUAAGUAAUUAACCAGUCUCUCUAUCUCUCUCUCUACCGAUAAAUUUUUCAUUCUCCUGGUCUUCCAAUCAAUGGAGGUUAUCUCCAGAUCAAUACUGCUUUCCAGAUUAUCUGAAACCUCUGCAAUUCUGCAACAAAACCCUAAUUCCAGAACUUAUGUGCAUAAAAACCGUCCUUUUAAGUUAUCUGAGAAUCACUGUAUCGAUCUAAGAAGGGUUGAUGGUGCAGAACCCGCUUGCCUGAAAGCUUUAUCAUCUAUCAAUAGUAGCUCGAGGAAAGGAAGUUCAGAUCAUAGUGUUAGUAGGGACAGGCUUAGGGUGAGGGUUUAUCGGUUUAGUCCAAAAGCUUCAUCUGACGAGAAUGGCGCUGCUGAUGGGGAAGGGAUGGUUUUGGAUAACGGUCAUGCUCUUAUGCCUGAAGAAAGUCAUGUUUUUAAUAGUAACUUAAGCUAUGGGGAAAGCGCUGAAAGGGGUGAGGAUGGAAAUCCACUGCCCAUUUUGGGGGGAUCUACUGGAGGCUCUAGGACUGGACUUUUCAGAACUCCAAUUUCAGGUGGUGUGCAAAGUGCAACUUCGGCUCAUGGGUUACCUCGACCUGCUUUAGCUGUGCGGAAUCUAAUGGAGCAGGCCAGAUUUGCUCAUUUAUGUACUAUGAUGUCCCGAAUGCAUCAUCGUCGGAAGGGGUACCCUUUUGGUUCUUUGGUAGAUUUUGCGACCGAUUCAAUGGGCCAUCCGAUCUUUUCAUUUUCUCCCUUGGCCAUCCACACGAGGAAUUUGUUGGCUGAUUCAAGAUGUACACUUGUUGUACAGAUACCUGGGUGGAGUGGACUUUCAAAUGCACGGGUGACUAUUUUUGGUGAUAUUUAUCCACUUCCUGAUGAUAAACAGGAAUGGGCUCACAAGCAUUAUGUCACAAAACAUCAACAAGGGGCAUCACAACAGUGGGGCAAUUUCUAUUAUUACAGAAUGCAACAUAUCAGUGACAUAUACUUUAUCGGUGGUUUUGGCACUGUGGCAUGGGUUGAUGUGAAGGAAUAUGAAAACCUGAAGCCUGAUAAGAUAGCUGUUGAUGGAGGUGAACAAAACCUUAAGGAACUCAAUGCAAUGUUCUCGAAGCCUUUAAAGGAACUCCUCUCAUCAGAAGCGGAAAUAGAUGAUGCUGCUCUCAUCUCCAUUGACAGUAAAGGCACUGAUAUUCGUGUACGCCAGGGUGCACAGUUUAACAUACAGAGGCUAUCAUUUGAAGCUGGACAGGGAAUUGAGACCUUGGAAGAAGCUAAAGCUGCUCUUCAGAAAUUAGUGGACAAGGGUACGCGCCCAAAGUUGCAUAAGAAAACUUAACAUUAAUGUAUUGUGUAAUCUACAACUAUUUUUAACAUCACAACACCCCACUAAAUGAGCUAGUUUUCAUUUCUUAGGAUUAUGACCUUA